AUGCAGGCCAAGAACAAGGUGGUGGUGCUCCAUCCAGAGGGCAGCCAGGUCAUCACUCUCGACCUGUCCAUCGAGGCGCCGGCACCGGCGGCCGGCGCCGCGGCACCGUUGCAGCCGAAGCACGGCACCACAACGGUAUCAAAGAGUAUGGCUCGAGAGGAGAAAGAGACGGCAUCGAAAACGCUGGGGCGCAUCCGGCUGCUUUUUGCGCCGCCGCGGUCGAGCGGGCAGAGCUCGAAGCGGACGACGAAGGAGAAAAUAUUCGCUGACUGCCCUAUUGUGCGCGCCUUCUGCCGCUCCUCCGAUCUCGCAGGGAUGGCGGAGGAGGAUGGUCCACUGGCGGCGCCAGGGGCGACGUCGGUUGUCCUCCCGUUGUUGAACGAAACCGAACGUUUCACGGAGCUGAACCCCGAGCUGCCCAACGGUGUCUUUUGGAGACAUGCUCGGGUGCUGUGCGUCAACGAGACGAUCGUACGCGUGCUCUACAACGUGCCCACGGUCGUCUCCAUCACCUCGCCAGGUAUCCCGUACGUCGGGCUCCCGCUCGCGUGCGCUGACGUGUCGCUGCUCUUUGCGGCCAAGGAGAGCUUGUGCUACGAGUGGUGCGUGUUGUCUGAGGCGUCGGCGAACACGCGCAGCACAAACCACGGCGAAGCGGCCGUACGCGUGGUUGGCACCGCGCCAACGUUCACGCCGACCAGCGAACUCCAGGGCAAGGAGAUGAUGCUGCGCGUCUCGCUGGACCCCGCCACGGGCCUCUGGACGGAGAUGCGCCUGCCCAGUGUCGUGCGCCAGCUACCGCCGCCGGUGCCGCGGUGGCAGGAGACGACGACGGUCGUCAACUACCCAGCUUUCCGCGUCGUGACGUACAACAUCCUCUACGAUGACUUCUGCACAUCGAAGAGCUCCAAGGCGAAGAUAUACCCGUUCGCCACCGACGACAUCCUCGACCUUGAGAACCGGAAGGUGCGCAUUGUGCAGGAACUCUUGGCCUAUCAUAUGGAUAUCGUCUGUUUGCAGGAGUGCGGUCGGGACGUCUUCCAAUCCUACUUUCUGCCUGUGAUGCGCGCGUGCGGGUACGACGGGGUGUACUGCAACAAGUCUGGAUCGGUGAAGGAGGGCUGCGGCUUCCUAUUUCGCGAGUCCCGCUUCCAGCUCGUGCAGUACGCGUCCGUUCCGCUAAACUUUCAAACCCUCUCCAUCAUGUUUCCGGAACUGGCGGAGCGAGUGGGCGCCUGCCCUGAGCUCAAGGAAGCGCUCUCCGCGGUCACCUCCAUUGGGGCGCGAGUGGUGCUGCGGGAAUCGACCAGUGACAAGGAGAUCGUGGUCGGCAAUACGCAUCUUUUUUACCACGCGAAUGCUUGCCAUAUUCGCGUUCUCCAAGCGUACAUGCUUCUGCACUGGCUGAACGACUCCACCCUGAUCUCGCCCGACGCCGACCCAGCGGCGCCGCCGCCGCUCAGUUUAGCCAACCGCGCUCGGCGGCGCCGACCUCUGGUCAUGUGUGGUGAUUUCAACUGCACGCACCCGACCGGUGCAUACCGUCUCCUCACAACAGGGCAGGUGGAGGCCGAUCACCCGUCCUGGGACAAAGGGAGGCUCUUCUGGUGGGGCUGCGCGCGACUGCUCGGCUACGACGACGACCUCGGGGAGCUGUUUGGCAAAGUCGCAGCGCUGCCGCACGCCACGGAGGCGCGAAAGGAUUGCAAGCGGCAAGACAAAUUGCCAGCAGAAACGGCGACACCCACUACGGCUGAUCUGGCAGAGGUCCCUGUAGAGGCAGGCAACCAGGCGCAGGCAGAAAAGGACCCGGUGCAUGGGGAGGGCAGGGAGCGCGUCAUCACAAAGGUAUUUCAUGAGGCGCUCUACGGACCGCAAGUGCGCCUCCAGGACGCCUACCAGCGCACCGACCUUUCACUGCCGUGGACGAACUUCACGCUCACCUUUCGCGAGGUGAUCGACUACAUCUUCUUCUCCGAAGACUCACUGGAAGUGCUACGCACGGUGCCCAUCCCCUCAGAGGCCGAGCUGACAGAGAACUUUGCCUUGCCGAACAAGAAAUACCCGUCCGACCACGUCGCCCUCGUCGCAGACCUCGCCUUCACGAUGCAGUGA
This is a messenger RNA of Leishmania mexicana MHOM/GT/2001/U1103, 2115 nucleotides long. RefSeq lists its product as hypothetical. The transcript has a single exon. The record is from RefSeq and is a predicted model, not a curated record. NCBI's taxonomy places the organism in Eukaryota, Euglenozoa, Kinetoplastea, Trypanosomatida, Trypanosomatidae. Gene Ontology annotation, molecular function: 3'-5'-RNA exonuclease activity. Gene Ontology annotation, cellular component: mitochondrion. The coding region runs from base 1 to 2115 and encodes 704 amino acids. Gene Ontology annotation, biological process: nuclear-transcribed mRNA catabolic process, deadenylation-dependent decay.